AAGCUUUCCAGCAUGAUCAAGUGGAAGAUACUCGUACUUGCCGUCUUCGAUCUCCAAUUUGCAUUUGCCAUGAAGGCUUUUCAUGGAUCCUGUCCCGACAACAUGACAGCAGUUGGCGAUCUGGACAUGGAGCGGUUUAAGGGAAAGUGGUACACCCACUCCAUAUAUCCGCCCCUCUCGCUCCGAAUCGCCAAAUGUCAGUCAACCGAGUUCGUGGAGGAAAGCGACCAGAGAUACAGUGUUAUAGCUCGGGAACUGAGCUCCCAAACCGGUACAGUGAAGGUCAGAAAAGCAGACAUUUUGAAAGUAAAAGUAGAAUCUGGAGGUUAUCUUUUGGACACCAAAAAUACAGUCUUUCCCGAGGGAGUUAUGAUUUAUAUACUGGAUACGGACUAUGAUAACUUCGCAAUUCGAUUUUUCUGCUUUGAUUCCAGUGAUAUUUUUAGCUUUCAUUGGGCUGUCAUUCAGACCCGUAAACGCUUACCACCUCCGGAUAUUUUAUUUAUGGCCCAACAUUUUGCCCACGAAGCUGGCCUUACUUUAAGUGACAUGAGUAAAGUGCCCCAGGAGGCGUGUCCUCAAGAUACGUAGACUCUUUUGAUAUUGUGCUAAUAAUUUAAUACUUAAAAUAUAAAACAUCAGCAUAACAAAUUCA
This is a messenger RNA of Drosophila ficusphila, 655 nucleotides long. RefSeq lists its product as uncharacterized. The record is from RefSeq and is a predicted model, not a curated record. The coding region runs from base 13 to 591 and encodes 192 amino acids. The transcript is spliced from 5 exons. Lineage: Eukaryota; Metazoa; Arthropoda; Insecta; Diptera; Drosophilidae.